Messenger RNA from Fusarium verticillioides 7600, 1539 nucleotides. RefSeq lists its product as hypothetical. Bases 1 to 1539 code for a protein of 512 amino acids. The record is from RefSeq and is a predicted model, not a curated record. Gene Ontology annotation, molecular function: RNA-directed RNA polymerase activity. Gene Ontology annotation, cellular component: nuclear RNA-directed RNA polymerase complex. NCBI's taxonomy places the organism in Eukaryota, Fungi, Ascomycota, Sordariomycetes, Hypocreales, Nectriaceae. Gene Ontology annotation, biological process: siRNA processing. The transcript has 4 exons.
AUGGCUUCCCAGAGGUCCGACAAAGGCUUUCACCACACACUCCUUUCGAACUUGAGUCUCGGCGACAUUGUCUGGGAUUUCCAAGUUCCGAAUCUCCCAUCACCAUCCACUCUCAAAAAGGCCGAUCUCAUCAAAGCGAUCGCCCUCCAAACCGACCUCAAAGAAUGCAAGCACUCCAUGAUCCUCAAAGUCCAGGACAACACGCCCAAUCGCGCCACUGCCUCACACCCAACGGAUCAAUUACUGCUCUUUUCCCUCGAAGCCUUCAGACCUCUAGUUUUCGGCGCCGCAGCAAAAGAACAGCAGCCAGCGCCAGAUCUUCACCCCCGCACGCGCCAAGAGGUUUCCGACUACAGCAUCAAAUGUCUCCGCGCUGGGAUAAUUCUGAACGGCGUGCAUUAUAAUUUCUAUGGGCAUAGUAAUACGCAGCUCAAGUCGCGAUCAUGUUUUCUCAUGGCCGCGACGAGAGAGGAGAUCUCGAGACAGAUUGAGAGUAUGGGAGAUUUUACAAAGAUGAAGACAGUGGGCAAGAAAGCCAAGCGUAUUGGUCUUCUCUUCUCAUCUUCCAAGGCGGCCAUGAUUAUUAAUCCCGACCGAUGCGAGGAUAUUCCAGAUGUUGAGAGAGACCAAUAUGUCUUCACUGAUGGCUGUGGAUUGAUUGCGCCCAGUCUUGCGCAAGAGUUGGCGCGACGAAGAAGAAUUAUCUUUCGGGACAGUCGAUACACGCCUUCGGUCUUUCAACUUCGCUAUCGGGGCUACAAGGGAGUCGUCACUGUUGAUCCCCGAAUGAAGAAGGAGAAAGCGCUUCUCAAGCUUCGCAAGUCAAUGAAGAAGUUCAGCGGCGGCGAUGAUUACUCUUUUGCAGUAGUCGAGCACUCCAAGCCUUUUUCAUAUGGCUUCCUCAACGACGAGAGCAUCAUUCUUCUCCAUGCUCUUCUCAAAAAAGCCAAGUCCGACUUUCGCGAUGCAUUCCGCUUCUUAAGCUACGUCAAUAAACCCGAUCUCGCAGAACGUGUCCUUCUCGAGGGGCUGGAGAGCGUAAAGUCCCAGAUCGACGGCCACGUUAACGAGCAACUGGACAAGAUGUUGAAUAAGCAAGGCGGCCAAAAGUGUCGAAUCUUUGUGCAGAAAUCGCGGCUUCUCUUUGGUGUAUGCGAUGCUUGGGAUGUCUUAAAGGAAGGCGAGUGUGCGGUCAAGGUCACUCUGGAAGAGAAUGGUUUACCUCACGCUUUGAAGAACAGUGAGAUAAUUGUGAUCAGAAAUCCCUGUCUUCACCCAGGCGAUUGGCAGAAGUUCAAGGUUGUUGAGCGGCCUGAGCUUUCGCAUUUGGUUGACUGUAUCGUCUUCUCAACGCGAGGGAAAAGACCAGCUGCUGAUCUUAUGUCGGGUGGUGAUUUGGACGGUGACACAUUCUUUGUAUCCUGGGACCCCGACCUGAUCCCCUCGACAGUCUCAGCACCAGCCCUAUAUCCCGGCGGCCGAGAACCAAUCCAAUUCCGCGCCAUUACAGACUACGACCGCCUCGUCUACUUUGCAUAA